Messenger RNA from Dermacentor silvarum, 1412 nucleotides. RefSeq lists its product as uncharacterized. The coding region runs from base 249 to 1250 and encodes 333 amino acids. NCBI's taxonomy places the organism in Eukaryota, Metazoa, Arthropoda, Arachnida, Ixodida, Ixodidae. The record is from RefSeq and is a predicted model, not a curated record. The transcript is spliced from 2 exons.
AGACUUCGGACAAGAGGCAGUGCAACUUGCAAAGAACUAUAUCAAAGCCCUGAAAGGCAUCUCCACCUUCAAGACCCACCUAGACUUCACCCGGAAAUGCAAAGAAAAAAACAUCGUUCCACGAAGUCUCCAGUUACGCCAACCUAUCAACACAGCGGAAGGCCGGGACAUCAUCAACAAAGCUCAGCAAAGACUGGUGACAGCGCGGAUACACGAGUGCCACACGGUGAUUAGGAAGAGAGAAGUCGAUGCUUUCUUCGCCAAAAGACAGCUCGAACACCAGGUGUAUGAUGGCUACCGACAAAAAUCCACUGGGCAGAACAGUGCACCGUCUGGCUGGUGCACUUGAGCUGGACGUUGAUAACUUGGUUGCAUCUUGGGCUGCCAAAGAGGACGAUGUGGGGGAGACUGUGUGGAGCUGCCACCUGGAGAGACGGGACGCGUGUUCUCCCAUUCAGCCACCAUUUGGCCACAUUCUGGAUGUGAGGGAUCCUUCCAGGAUGAAAGAUGUCUUGCUUGUGCUUCAAGACAUUUGUGGAGACACUUUGACGUUUUCUUCCACAACUGAAUUUCAGGACAGUGUGAACGAGAGAACGGAGCCAGCAGCUAAAGAUGACUGCCACGCAUACUGUGAUGGCCUGCACGUGGCCACAUUUAGGUUUCCAACUCUAGUAAACUCACCGAGGGCUCGAAUGUCUACAGGCAGUGGUUGCAAAAAUUUUCUCUCGUUAUUGAAUCUCAUGACAUCUUCCAACUGCAGUUACGAAGAAAAUAGCUGCUCACUGCAGCCCAAUCAGCAUAAUUUGCUGUCAGACUGUUUUGCAUCUUUAAACUUAGAAAAUGAUGAAAUGAUUAAUCUAAUUUUGCCUUGCCAGGCAAGCAUUCACGUUGAACUACUGUCACUUGCAUCUAGUAGCCUCGGUGACUGGCGCUUGCUACUACCACGGCCUCGUCCAGAGCCCGGCCCAUUGUAUCCGACCACUUUGUUCACACAUGAUAUCAGCUUCUGGUUGAACGAGGGGUUUGAUGAAAAGAACCUCUUGAUGCUGAUUCACAACACAGCGGGUGACUUGCUUCGAAGCAUGGAACUUGUCGAUGAUUACGUGGACGCCAAAACUGGACGCCGCAGUCGAUGCUACAGGCUUUGUUACCAGUCCCUGUGGAAAGCCCUGAGCCAAGAAGCUGCACGAGAUUUCCAUUUGGCACUGGGCGUUGCUGUGAGCCAAGUGCUUCCUGUGAAAGUCAGGUGACUGGACGAAGUGAAUUCACUUGUCACCAUGAUUCCCCAACUGGCUAAAGAGUACAAACCGCAGGUGGAGCACUCUGCAUUAAAGAAAAUAAGUGAAUGCGUAAUUUUCUGUCGCCUAGGCUCAUCAUAAAAAAUUAUUUAGUCUCGCAGAAGGUGUAGUAAA